Fukomys damarensis (Damara mole-rat) is the source of this 1611-nucleotide messenger RNA. RefSeq names its product glycoprotein integral membrane 1 (gene Ginm1). The transcript has 9 exons. Lineage: Eukaryota; Metazoa; Chordata; Mammalia; Rodentia; Bathyergidae. The coding region runs from base 112 to 1104 and encodes 330 amino acids. The record is from RefSeq and is a predicted model, not a curated record.
CGUUAGUGUUUUGACAGCAGCAACCGGUGAAGGCCCCGCCCCCAGAAGGUCCGUCCCACCGUCGCCGGCUCCGCCCUAACCUUCCCGCCGCCUGCCCCCGGGCUGUCCAAGAUGGAAGGCCCGGAACCGGCGCAGCUCGCUCUCCGGCUGCUCCUCUUGGCUCUGCCGGUGGCGGGGUGGCUGACGACGGCCGACCCGGAGCCGUCGCCUCCCGGAGACUCUGGAUCCCAACAGGAUGGCAUCAGAAUUAAUGUGACUACCCUAAAAGAUGAUGGCAAAGUAUCUAAAGAACAGGUUGUUCUUAACAUAACCUAUGAGAGUGGGCAGGUAUAUGUAAAUGACUUACCUGUAAAUAGUGGUGUAACCCGAAUAAGCUGUCAGACUUUAAUAGUGAAGAAUGAAAAUCUGGAAAAUUCGGAGGAAAAGGAAUAUUUUGGAAUUGUCAGUGUAAGGAUUUUAGUUCAUGAGUGGCCUAUGACAUCGGGUUCCAGUUUGCAACUAAUUGUCAUUCAAGAAGAAGUAGUAGAGAUUGAUGGAAAACAAGCUCAACAAAAGGAUGUUAUUGAAAUUGAUAUUUUAGUUAAGGACCACAGAAUACUCAGACAUUCAAACUAUAGCCAUUCUUUGGAGGAAAGCAUGUUAUACUCUAUUUCCCGAGACAACGACAUUUUAUUUACCCUUCCCAACCUCUCCAAAAAAGAAAGUGUGAAUUCACUGCAGACCACCAGCCAGUACCUUAUCAGGAAUGUGGAAACCACAGUAGAUGAAGAUGUUUUACCUGGCAAAUUACCUGAAACUCCUCUCAGAGCAGAACCUCCAUCCUCAUAUAAGGUAAUGUGUCAGUGGAUGGAAAAGUUCAGAAAAGAUCUGUGUAGAUUCUGGAGCAGUGUUUCUCAUGUGUUCUUCAUGUUUUUAAACGUCGUGGUGGUUGGCAUUCUAGGAGCAGCUGGUGUCUUAACCAUCUUAAAGUUGCUUUUCCCAGUUUCUGAGUAUAAAGGAAUUCUUCAGGUGGAUAAAAUGAGUAUUAUACCUGUGACAGUCAUCAACUUAUAUCCAGAUUGCUCUAAGACAGAAGAAAACUUCGAAGACAAAACAUGUAUUUAAAAAUUAAAACACUAUCUCAAAUCAUGGACUCUGGACUAGUCUGUUGUCUCCGGAUUUGCCACUUGAAUAUAAUUUUCUUUGUCUAAGAAUCAGUUUAUGCACAAAGAAAUUGCCAAACUCCAGAGACUACCUAAAAAUUGGCUUUUACGUGCCAAAUUAAAGUUCAUCUGAUUCUAUAAAAGGGCUGGCUCUUCAGCUGAUGAAUUUUUAAGAAAAAUUUAAGCAAAGUGGAAGAGAAGAAUUGUGAAGAGACUUUGAAACUACCAAAAAGAAAAGAAAAAUGUGAGCUAGAAUACCAUGUGCCAAUAAUUUUCCAAGGUGCCUUUGCUAAGGAAAUUGUACCCACUUAAUUACUAUGACUUCAUGAUAAGCACUUUAUGAAAUUCUAAUUUAAAACUCAAGAAUUUAGCACUUUUUUAUUCAUUUUAUUCAGUAAAACAUGCCAUAAGUGACUGAGUAUAAAAUCACUGUUGUAUUAUAAUUUGAUUGUAUCCUCUAUCAAGACUA